GCCGGUGCUCUCAGCACGUACCUGCACUCGCCAGCCGGUCGAGGGCCCUCUAGGGACAGCACUGAUCCGGAUGGCCCCGGGUCGGGCGGUGGCCGGGCUCCUUCUGCUGGCGGCCGCGGGCCUCGGAGAAGCAGCGGCGGGGCCCGGGCUCGCCUUCAGCGAGGAUGUGCUGAGCGUGUUCGGCGCGAAUCGGAGCCUGUCGGUGCCGCAGCUCGGGCGCCUGCUGGAGCUGCUGGGAGCCGCCCCCGUGAAAGGCGCCCCCGAGCCAGGGCUGCUGCAUUUCAACCAGUGUUUAUCUGCUGAGGAGAUCUUUUACCUUCAUGGCUUUUCAAAUGCUACCCAGAUAACCAGCUCUAACUUGUCUACCAUCUGUCCAGCAGUCUUACAGCAAUUGAGCCUUCACCCUUGUGAGGCUAGGCCAAAGCGUAAUACAAAAUCAAGUCUUUCGGAAGUUUGGGGGUAUGGAUUCCUGUCAGUGACGAUUAUUAAUCUGGCGUCUCUUCUUGGAUUGGUCUUGACUCCAUUGAUAAAGAAACCUUAUUUUCCUAAGGUUUUGACCUAUUUUGUGGGGCUGGCUAUUGGGACCCUGUUUUCAAAUGCAAUUUUUCAACUUAUUCCAGAGGCAUUUGGAUUCGAUCCCAAAGUUGACAACUAUGUUGAGAAAGCAGCUGCUGUGUUUGGUGGAUUUUACAUAUUUUUCUUUGUUGAAAGAAUGCUUAAGAUGUUAUUGAAGACAUAUGGUCAAAAUAAUCAUACCCACUUUGCAAGUGAUGACUUUGGCCCUCCUCAGGAAAAAACCCAUCAACCCAAAACGUUACCUGCCAUCAAUGGUGUUACGUGCUAUGCAAAUCCUGCUGUCACAGAACCUAAUGGACACAUCCAUUUUGAUAAUGUCGAUGUCGUAUCUCUACAGGAUGAAAAAAGGGAGUCAAGUUCAUGCACCUGCUUGAAGGGGCCCAAGCUGUCAGAAAUAGGGACAAUUGCCUGGAUGAUAACGCUCAGUGAUGCCCUCCACAACUUCAUCGAUGGCCUGGCGAUUGGGGCUUCCUUCACCUUGUCUCUCUUUCAGGGACUCAGUACUUCGAUAGCAAUCUUGUGUGAGGAGUUUCCUCAUGAGCUAGGGGACUUUGUGAUCCUACUCAAUGCAGGGAUGAGCACACGACAAGCUUUGCUAUUCAACUUUCUUUCUGCGUGUUCCUGCUAUGUUGGGCUAGCUUUUGGCAUUUUGGUGGGCAACAAUUUUGCUCCAAAUAUCAUCUUUGCACUAGCUGGAGGCAUGUUCCUUUAUAUUUCUCUGGCAGAUAUGUUUCCCGAGAUGAAUGAUAUGCUGAGAGAAAAGGUAACUGGAAGAAAAACGGAUUUCACCUUCUUCAUGAUUCAGAAUGCUGGAAUGUUAACUGGAUUCAUAGCCAUCCUGCUCAUUACCUUGUUUGCAGGAGACAUUGAAUUGGAGUAAUAGGAAAUGGAAGAUGGUGCUGUUAAUGAAGGCGUUUAAUAAAUAAAAACAUCUCCAAAGGGAUUUUUAAGCUAAUCUACUUAGUUGAAAGAUAAUUUUGUUUUCAAUUGUAGGUCAAGAAAACUAAUUAUUGGCUUCAGAUGGAUGAAGGAGACCAUUAUUUGUACUUAAAAAUGCUUCUAAAGAUUUUCAGUUCCAGUUUGAAGGGCUUGGUGUAUGGAAUCUUUGAUACGUACCCACUUUUCUAUGUUACAUAUAUAUUAGAAAACCAUCCUGAAGCAAGAGACAUGCAUUCUACAAACAUUCAUACACCGAGGCCCAGAGAAAAAUACAAGAUAAGAUCAAAGGUUCAAGUGGUUUCAGAGUGGUACAUUUCCAAUUAAAAUGAAUUUGUUCUAAUGCUUUCAAGGACAAGUACAUCAAACUGUGGAGAAGAAACAAAAUGUAUGCCACACACAUAAAAAUGAUUCCAGCCAGGCUGUAAUGAACCCAAGAAAGAAAUAUUGCUCAUAGUUUUUGUUGUUUUAUAUUUCAGUUAGGGACUUGUAGGAUUGUUUUGAAAACCAUUUGACAAAACUAUGAAUUUUUGAAAUCAAUAAAGUUUUAUAGUCCUACUAAGCCCAGACUUUGUCUGAUGCCUUAUUUCUAAGUGUGUUCUCUAGCAGAAUUCAUAAAAAACCAGAAUUGCUUUUUUGUUGACUUUGAGCCCAUUACAAAUGGCAAAACAAUGUAAAGCUGGUAGAAACUCAGUGUACAACAUAUUUGAUUUGUGAAAAUGAAGAAUGUGUUGGUUUGUAGAAAGAAAUUGAGUAAAAUUUUAAGCAAUCUACUUUGAAAGAUGAGUGCAGUUAAUUAGCAAAGAAUUUUUUAAAUAAAUGCAAAGCAACAGCUGGGCCGUUGUAUGUCAAGGACCGAUUAACUAGACAGCAUACAUUCCUUAUGGAUGAUAAGAGAAAUUAAGAAGAGACUUCUUUUGUGUUCAGUCUGCAUGUCUCCUAUUCAAUAUAUCUUGAGGGGGGGAAAUCAGCACACUAUGCUUAUUUUUCUACCUUUUGUAAAAGAUUGUUGUUGUUAUUAGAUGCCCUCAAGUCGACUGCGUUCUCCUGGCAACCCAAUGCACAAUGGGAUGAAAUGCUGCCCGGUCCUGCGCCGUCCCCAUGAUUGAUUGCUGAUUGGAGUCUGUGAUCCAAAUAUUUACUCAUUUAGUAGAUAUAGAAAGUUGGUCUAAAUUUGAGCAUCCUAACCUGAAUUUACACUCCCAAGUUAGGGAAAGAUGGUUUAGCAGUAAGGAAAAUGAUCAAUGAAGGUCAACAUUGAUCUCAGGAAUUCCAUUGUCCCAUGAGCCAUAAGGUGUUCUCACAUAGCACUAAUGCAGAUUUGAUGAGCAUUAACGGCAUUUAAUGUGUAUUUUCAUAUAUAUUUUGUGUUAUGACUGACAAAAAAAAAUAAUUUUUGACCAAAUAGUAAACACCUUUGAAACCAUGUUAUUCAUUAUUUAUUAUGUAUCAACUUGAAUGCCUACCAUGUACCAGGAAUUAUGAGGGAGAGAGAUAAAUAGGGAAUUGGUGAUAUGUUUAUUUCAAAGAUAUUCAAUGAGUGAAUACUGUAAAGAUUUAUCAUUCAUCAAAAUCAGUAAACAGGUAAAAUAAAAAUAGUAACAUUAAAUUUUAUGAGAUAAUCUUUUUUAGUGUACAGAUUGUAUGUCUGAUAAAAGGAGCUAUUUCAACAUUAUAUUAAAACAAGGUAGCUUCACUGCUUAUGUGAAUAUUUUUGUGCUUCUUGUUAUUCUCUACAUUUGUUUAUCUUUUGGCCAGUUUCCUUGAGUAUGAGGUAAAACCAUUUGACAUUCACCCAUUUCAGGAGGUAGCAUACGAUCAAGAACCAACGGUACUGAAGGAAGAGGUCCAACGGGCACAGAAGACGCAGGUGAAAAACAGGGCUCCAGGAAUUGACAGAAUACCAACCAAGAUGUUUCAACAAAUGGAUGCAGUGCUGAAAGCACUAACUUGUCUAUGCUAAGAAAUUUGGAAGACAGCUCCUGGCCAACCGAUUAGAAGAGAUCUAUCUUUGUACCCAUACCAAAGAAAGGUGAUCCAACAGAAUGGGGAAAUUAUAAAAUAAUGUCAUUAAUAUCACACACAAGUAAAAUUUUGCUCAAGAUCAUUCAAAUGUGGCUGAAGUAAUACAUCAACUGGGAACUGCCAGAAAUUGAAGCCACGUUUAGAAGAGGAUGUGGAACAACGGAUAUCAUUGCUGAUGUCAGAUGUAUCAUGGCCGAAAGCAGAGAAUACAAGAAAGAUACUUACCUGUGUUUUAUUAACUAUGCAAAGGCAUUCGACUGUAUGGAUCAUAAUAAAUUAUGGAUAACGUUACAAAGAAUGGGAAUUCUAGAACACUUGAUUGUGGUACUUAGACCAAGACAUAGUCAUUCAAACAGAACAAGGGCAUACUGUGAGGUUUAAAGUUAUGAAAGGUGUGUAUCAGGGUUGUAUCCUUUCACCAUACUUAUUCAAUCUGUAUGCUGAGCAAAUAAUCUGAGAGGCUGGACUAUAUGAAGAAGAAUGGGGCAUCAGGAUUGAAGGAAGACUCAUUAACAACCUGCAUUAUGCAGAUGACCCAACCUUGCCUGCUGAAAGUGAAGAGGACUUCAAGCACUUACUAAUGAAGAUCAAAGACCACAGCCUUUAGUACUAAUUAUACCUCAACAUAAAACAAAAAUCCUCACAACUAGGCCAAUAAGCAACAUCAUGAUAAAUGGAGAAAAGAUUGAAGUUGUCCUGGGUUUCAUGUUAUUUUGAUCCACAAUCAACGCCCACGGAAGCAGCAGUCAAGAAAUCAAAAGAUGUAUUGCAUUAGGCAAAUCAGCUGCAAAAGACCUCUUUAAAGUGUUAAAAAGCAAAGAUGCCACUUUAAGGACUAAAAUGCCCCAACCCAAGCCAUAGUAUUUUCAAUCACCUCAUACACGUGCAAAAGCUGGACAAAUGAAUAAGGAAGGCCAAAGAAGAAUUGAUGCCUUUGACUUAUGGUGUUGGUGAAGAAUUUUGAAUAUACCAUGAACUGCCAGAGAACGAGCAAAUGUGUCUUGGAGGAAGUACAGCCAGAAUGCUCCUUAGAAGCAAGGAUGACAAUACUUCAUCUUAUAUACUUUGUACAUGUUAUCAGGAGCUACCAGUCCCUGGAGGACAUCGUACUUGGUAAAGCAGAAUGUCGGUGAAAAAGAGGAAGUCUCCCAAGGACGUAGACUGACACAGUGGCUCCAACAAUGGGCUCAAGCAUAAGAAUGAUUGUGAGAAUGGCACAGGACUGGGCAGUGUUUUGUUAUGUUGUACAUAGGGGGCGCUAUGAUUUGGAACUGACUUGAUGGCACCGAACAACAACGUGAAGUAAACAGAGGCGUUAGAGCAUUGAAGAUCUGAGAAGCAAAACGAAAUAUGCUACUUAUUGGAGUCUGUGGUUGAAGGUAGGAUAUGGACAACUGUGAUUAAAUUUAUACUGCACAACUUUAUUUGAAAAAGUGCGAACCUAUCAGUUAACAUGUACUGGUAAUGUGAGUAACAAACUACCCCAGAAGUCUCAGGCUAACAGCAACAGGCUGUUACUUUCAUGUUUACAAGUCUGCUGAUUGGAAUUCAGCUGAUUUAGUCUGGGCUGAGCUGGGUGGCUUUGCAUCCAGCUGUGGGUCAGAUAGGCUCUGUAGUGGCAAAGGGCAUGAAUAUACAAAUCUAAUAAAGGAUGAAGAAGUAACAGACUGAUUCAAUCUGCCAUAAGUAGUCUCUACAGACUAUUCUUUCAUUUUACCUGUUGUUGUUGUUAGCUACUACCAUUGAGUUGGCCCCCAACUAAUG
This is a messenger RNA of Loxodonta africana (African savanna elephant), 5301 nucleotides long. RefSeq names its product solute carrier family 39 member 8 (gene SLC39A8). Bases 71 to 1456 code for a protein of 461 amino acids. The transcript is spliced from 8 exons. Gene Ontology annotation, molecular function: monoatomic cation:bicarbonate symporter activity; zinc ion transmembrane transporter activity. Gene Ontology annotation, biological process: zinc ion import across plasma membrane; intracellular monoatomic cation homeostasis. Lineage: Eukaryota; Metazoa; Chordata; Mammalia; Proboscidea; Elephantidae. Gene Ontology annotation, cellular component: plasma membrane. The record is from RefSeq and is a predicted model, not a curated record.